Messenger RNA from Lodderomyces pseudojiufengensis, 2064 nucleotides. RefSeq lists its product as uncharacterized. Gene Ontology annotation, molecular function: monoatomic cation transmembrane transporter activity. The transcript has a single exon. NCBI's taxonomy places the organism in Eukaryota, Fungi, Ascomycota, Pichiomycetes, Serinales, Debaryomycetaceae. The record is from RefSeq and is a predicted model, not a curated record. Gene Ontology annotation, biological process: transmembrane transport; monoatomic cation transport. Bases 1 to 2064 code for a protein of 687 amino acids. Gene Ontology annotation, cellular component: membrane.
AUGACAAUUAGUACAUUACCAAAGAAAUCAGAAGAGAAUGAAAAUCUGCCAUUAAAUCCCAAGCAAAAUCGUCAAUAUAAUAGUCAAAAUGAUAACUUGUCAAAUUCUCAACCAAUAUUACAAAAAAGUGAUCAAAAUCAUUUGAGACAUGCACAAUAUUCCUCAAGUUCAUUAAAUUCAGAUGAGCAAAUAUACCCGUCGUCAAAUCAGUUUCAAAAUCAACUUAGUUUAAAUAAUGGCAAAUUGAAUUCAUCACCGUUACGAAGACCAAAAUCUGGGAAUGCAAUAGAUAAGUUAAGUAACAAUAAUUUGGAGAGUUCACACUAUACAGAAUUUGAAGAGUUCUCAUCACCUAAAAGAAGAGUUUCAUUUUCAGCGAAUGAAUAUCUCAAACUUAAUCCAGAAAAACCAUUAUUCCAAAGGUUAUUAUCCAGUCAUCAUUCAGUCACCAACCCCAAUUCACCACUGGCAACAACUUUGGAUUUUGGAUAUCUGGCUAAUCCAAAUUUUAAUAAAAGUUCAUCAAAUUUGUCAUUACAUCAUCCCCAUCAACCUUCACUUUUUUUAAAUUCGAAUAAUUCAGGAUUAAAUCUAGAUUUAGAACAACAAAGAAGAUUGAGUAUUGUUGAUAUCGUGAAUAAUUUAAGACCUUCUAAAUUAAUUGGUAAUGUAAAACCUUUAUGUAAUUGGUAUGCGUAUUACAAAGAUAAUGUUAACAAGAUCAGGAACAAACAAGUAAGAAAAUAUUACGAAGAACAAAACUAUUUAAUUGAGAAAUUUCAAGAAAUUGAUAAUUUUUUGGAUGCCGGUAAGAUUCAUUACAAUAUGUUAAGUAAUUACAAUGAUUCCAAAAAGUCAAAUAAAGAAACUAAUUCGAAAGCAAUUGCAUUGGAUCAUAUUGAAGAAAUGGACGAACCGUUAAGUGGUGCAACCACUCCAAUUUCAAAUAAUGAAAGACAACAUCUCCCAAAUAUAAGUAAUUUUGACAACUUAAUCAAAAAAUCCGAAUCCGAAAGAACUGAUAACAGCAAUGGAACUAGUAAUGACACCAGUAAUGGUAAUGCUUCUUCAAAAUACUCGCGAUUCUACGAUGUUCCUGGAAAUGUUGCAAACGACGGAUCAAAAUUUUUAGGAUAUAACGAAGAAGAAGAUAACUCGCAGAUUUUGAACGCAAUCUUGGUAAAUUUUUUCAUUAAUGUAGUGUUACUAAUUGGUAAAACGGUAGUAUCAAUAUUAACAAAUUCCUUGUCAGUAAUUGCUUCAUUAUUAGAUUCCAUUUUAGAUUUUUUGUCAACUUUUAUCAUAUAUAUUGUAAAUAGAUUAGCGUCACAGAGCAAUUGGAAAGUUAAACAUUCUUAUCCUAUUGGGAGGUCAAGACUAGAACCUUUGGGAGUUUUGAUCUUUUCAAUAAUCAUCAUCAUUUCAUUUUUUCAAGUUGGUCAAGAAUCAUUCAGAAGACUUUUUUUUAGUACACCGGAACAAAGGAAACCAGCAACUAUUGGACCAGAUGCAAUAGCUAUAAUGACAAUUACAAUUGUUGCAAAAUUUGGAUGUUGGGUGUGGUGUUCUAAAUCUAAAUCUUCGUCAGUUCAAGCCUUAGCUCAAGAUGCAAUGACAGAUGUUGUGUUCAACACAGUUUCUUUAUUGAUGCCAUGGUUAGGUCACAUUUUAAACAUUUGGUGGUUUGAUUCAUUAGGUGCUUUGCUAUUAUCUGUAUAUAUUAUUUUAAAUUGGGGAGGGACUGCAUUUGAACAUAUUAAUAAUUUAACAGGUGCCGUGGCGAAUCAAUUAGAUUACAAAAUCAUCUUGUACUUAGCGAUGAGAUUUGCUGAACCAAUCAAACAAAUUACAGCUCUCAAGGUAUAUCAUGUUGGUGAUAAUUUACAAGUUGAAGUUGAUCUAGUUUUUGCUACUACGGACUCAAAAUUCAAAGAUUUGAGUUUCAAAGAUUGUCAUGAUAUAGCAGAAGCAUUACAGUAUUCGAUUGAAAGUUUACCAAAUGUAGAAAGAGCAUUUGUACAUAUCGAUUACAUGGAAGGGAACUACAAGGGACAUCUUAAAUAG